CUGAUAUCCCAACAAACAAGGUAAAUAUGUUACAGUUCCUUGAGCACAAGGCGCACUGCUUUAAAGCAGGGGGGCUGGGAGAAUAUUAUUAUCAGUGGCAGGCCUUAACCUCAGACCCUGAGAUAUUGCAAAUGAUACUAGGCCAGCCAAUCGAGUUUACCAGAACUCCAUAUCAAAGAGUAGUCCCCAAAGAGAAGAAAAUCCUUGAUUUAGACAAACAACAUGUCAUUGAUACUGAAAUAGCUGAACUCCUUGCUAAGGGUGUUAUUACCCCAAGUAGCCAUGAAAAAGGGGAAUAUAUCUCUCCUAUUUUCACUAGGGCCAAAAAGGAUGGUUCUUUCAGAGUAAUUUUAAAUCUCAAGCGUUUAAACAUUCAUGUACAAUACCACCAUUUUAAAAUGGACUCACUUAAUACUGUUUUACAAAUGGUAAAACCUGGGUGCUUUAUGGCAUCCAUAGAUUUAAAGGAUGCAUAUUAUUCUGUGCCUAUUGCCACUGCAGACCAAAAAUACCUGAAGUUUCAGUGGCGUGGAAAACUGUAUAAAUAUGUUUGCUUUCCAAAUGGAUUGGCAUUUUGCCCCAGGAAGUUUACUAAAUUAUUAAAACCAGUAUAUUCACAUUUGAGACAGCUGGGACACCUUUCAGCAAGUCAUAUCGAUGACUCGUAUCUCCAGGGUGAUGACUAUGAUGACU
This is a messenger RNA of Stylophora pistillata, 693 nucleotides long. RefSeq lists its product as uncharacterized. The record is from RefSeq and is a predicted model, not a curated record. Lineage: Eukaryota; Metazoa; Cnidaria; Anthozoa; Scleractinia; Pocilloporidae. Gene Ontology annotation, molecular function: DNA binding. Gene Ontology annotation, biological process: DNA recombination; DNA integration.